GUUGUUUUACCGAUGCCUUAAAAGUAAAUUGAAUGGGAAGAAAUGGUGCGGAAGCGUCCCAUGGCAGGAUCCAAAAGCUACCACAGCAUCAAAAGCCUUAGAAUCCCAGCCCAACACAGCACCUCUGUUGAAUCCCAGCAGCCAAAGAAAUCCAUUCAAAGUGAUAGACAAGAAUUGUGAACCAUCAUACUGGAAACAGAGUAAGCAAGGAAACAGAGAGGAAAGUAAAGCAAAAGGAGUAAAAGCAGAGAAAGAGAGCAUGCUGGUGUCACAUAAAGAAAAGAAAUCCACCUCUGAUUCCUCCAUAGAGAAGGAACCUCUAGAAUGGCUGAAAACUGAAAAGAAGCAGUCCACAAGAAAUAGGAAUGAUCAAGAAGUUAAGGAAAGCACAGUGUCUGAAUCUAAACUUGUUCUUUCUGAGACUUGGAAAGGGGAAAACACACAUUGGGAGGAAGUGAAAUGUGGUGCCAGUGGCAGGGAAUCCAAGAAGUCUUCUGAGUGUGUGGAGAAAGAGCCAAGUGGGAGAUCAAAGCUCUUUCCACUAAGUCUUGGAAAGCAAAGUACGAGUACCAAGCCUCCAGAGGAGGAGCAGCUUGGAGAGAAAAGCUUAAAAAGCUGUGGGGAUGAAGAAACCAGAGAGAAAGAAUAUGUUGGUGGGAAGAAUGGAGAGGCGAAACUGAUGUGUAAAGAAGAUGUGAUUUCCCCAGCAAUAUCACAGUUGGCAUUGCAACAUGCUGCCCUGAAGGGAGGAGCAGAGGCAGCACCACCCAUGACACAAAUCAGGCCAGGGCUGGGACAACCUGCUGAUGAAGUCUCUGGCAGUGACAGUGAUGAAGUAGGAUUUGUUUAUUCCUCAUCAGAUAAAAGUAAACCUGAGAAAUCAGUUGAGGGUUUGCAGUCAAGAGAGAUUCCUUCAGGAAAAUCAGGAAAGAGUACGCAGGGGACAUCUUUGCCAGGAGCUGCAGCAUCACAUCAUGUGGAAGGACCCCAAGACCCUAAAGCUCUUCACAACCACCUUGUAGUCCAGCUGAAGCAGAAGAAGAGUACAUUAGCCACAGUGAACAUUCAGCUGCUGCCAGACAAAGGGGAACGGUUAUUAAAGCAAGUGCAGGAUUUGGAAGCUGCACUUGAUGCUCUUAACAUUUCGACAGCAGAUACUACUGAAAAAGGGGAGGAUAGCAUAAGCAGUGGCUGCUGUGAGGAAUCUUUGCCCCACCCAUCUGGCAGGCCAGGUGGUACAAAGUUGAUAACAGCACUACCACUCCAGGAUCCUACAGCAAGGACCUCUUCAGGCUCACACAGUCACCUCUCUGCUGCUACUACUUUGGGUUCCAGUGAAUAUUAUGGCCACAGUUUUGGAAUGACCUCUGGUUUGCAGAAUCUAUAUGGAGGAAGAAUGACAGAAGAACGAAUCAGGGCUGUACACAGUGCCACAAGUGAGGCUAUUAAUGAUCUUCACAAAUCUCUAGAAUCCUGUCCGACAGAGCAGACAGUAGCUGAAGAUCCCUCUGGAUUGAAGGUUCCACUGCUGCUGCACCAAAAACAGGCACUCGCAUGGCUACUCUGGAGAGAGAGUCAGAAGCCGUGUGGAGGAAUUCUAGCGGAUGACAUGGGCUUGGGGAAGACUCUAACGAUGAUUGCUCUCAUUCUGGCCCAGAAGCAGCUGAAGACAGAGAAAAGAAAGGAGAAGUUAGAAAUAUGGCUAUCCAAAAAUGAUUCCACUGUUAUCCCUUCCUGCAGCACUUUAAUCAUUUGUCCUGCAUCCUUGAUCCAUCACUGGAAGAAAGAGAUUGACAGACGCGUGGGCUGUGGCAAACUGAGGGUCUAUUUGUACCAUGGGCCAAACCGAGAUAAACAUGCAGAGGUGCUCUCUGAAUAUGAUGUUGUUGUCACAACCUACAGCCUUGUCUCCAAGGAGGUUCCCGCAAGCAAAGAGGAGGGGGAAGUCCCUGCUGAGGACCAUGAUGUGGAGAGUGGGUCAUCUCCCUGUUCCCCUCUGCUCAGGGUAGCUUGGGCUCGAGUUAUAUUGGAUGAAGCUCACAAUAUUAAAAACCCAAAGGUUCAAACCUCUAUAGCUGUGUGCAAACUGAGAGCCAGUGCCAGAUGGGCCGUCACUGGGACGCCGAUACAGAACAACUUACUAGACAUGUACUCUCUCCUGAGGUUUCUACGUUGCUCUCCUUUUGAUGAAUACAAAGUGUGGAAGUACCAGGUAGAUAACAACACAAAGAAGGGAGGAGAGAGGCUAAGCCUCUUAACCAGGAGCCUCUUAUUACGGAGAACUAAGGACCAGCUUGAUUCAGCUGGCAAGCCCUUGGUAUCUCUGCCCCAGCGUAGCAUGCAGUUGCAUCAGUUAAAACUUUCAGCGGAGGAGCAGUCUGUGUACAAUGUGCUCUUUGCAAGAUCCAGGUCAACACUACAAUCCUACCUAAAGAGACAAGAGCAGAAAAAUGAAGGCAGAGAGUAUGCUGGUGGUAACCCAUUUGAGAAAGUUGCACAAGAGUUUGGGGUCAGUCAAAAGGAAUUUCUAGCAGGCUCCCAAAGCGCCUCCCAGGUCUCAAGUACUGUCCACGUCUUAUCCAUGCUGUUGAGGCUCCGUCAGUGCUGCUGUCAUCUCUCCUUACUGAAAGUGGCUCUGGACCAAGUUAACUUGAACAGUGAAGGCCUUUCCCUCUCCAUUGAGGAACAACUUAGUGCUUUGACCCUCUCUGAGCUCCAGACUCCUGAUUCCACGUCAACAGUCUACCUCAAUGGCACAGCUUUUAAAACAGAUAUCUUUGAAAUCAGCAGGGAGAGCACCAAGAUAGCUCAUCUCUUGGCUGAACUGAAAACUAUUCAGAGUCAUUCAGUGGCUCAGAAAAGUGUUGUUGUCUCUCAGUGGACAAGUAUGUUGAAAGUUGUGGCUGUGCACCUCCAGCGACUAGGGCUGAAGUAUGCAACAGUGGAUGGAUCUGUCAAUCCUAAACAGAGAAUGGAUGUGGUAGAAGAGUUCAAUAACAAUCCCAAAGGGCCUCAGGUAAUGUUGGUCUCGUUGCUGGCUGGAGGCAUUGGCCUGAACUUGACUGGAGGAAACCACCUCUUUCUCCUUGACAUGCACUGGAAUCCUGCUCUCGAGGACCAGGCAUGUGACCGCAUUUACCGAGUGGGGCAGCAGAAGGAUGUUGUGAUACACAGGUUUGUCUGUGAAGGAACGGUAGAAGAAAAGAUCGUACAACUCCAGAGGAGGAAGAAAGUUCUCGCCCAGCAGGUGCUGUCAGGCAAAGGGGAGACCUUCACUAAGCUCACUCUGGCUGACCUCAAAAUUCUCUUUGGCAUCUAAUUGUCCUUUACAAUACACAACGGAAAGUGUAUUUUAUACCUACAAGUAACUGUGCAGACUUCAACAAAGGAUUGCUGUUUUAAGGUGGUCAUUUAUUUUGCACAAAUAACUACAUUUUUGUAACUGUUCCAGGAAGAGAAGUUAUCAACUUGAGGAAUUUGUUUUAAUACUGAAAUUAAAUCAUUUAUCCAAAGGUUAAUAAAGUUAUAAAUUAAGCUAUUGUUUUAAAACA
Molecule: messenger RNA, 3551 nt
Organism: Pelecanus crispus (Dalmatian pelican)
Lineage: Eukaryota; Metazoa; Chordata; Aves; Pelecaniformes; Pelecanidae
Source: RefSeq, a predicted model, not a curated record